UUACACUUGGCGUGCACGGUUCUCAGCCUCUGCGCGUCGAGGGCCUCGAGUCCUGACUCCAACGUGCUCGGCCCCAGCCUCCGCCCCUGUCUCUGCGGCUGCGCGAAGGGGCCGAGGGUUUGCGCCGGCGCGCGAGGGGCCGAGAGGGGCGCGGUUUGAAAUUUCGAACGUAAAUCCCGCGGUUAACGGCCGUCAUUGUUGGUGCGCGUGCGCCGCCGUGCAGUGGAGGGCGAAGUACAAGCGCCGUCCUCACACCCUCUCUGUGCGCGUGUGGCGGAGUAUGUGGCUCGGACAAGACAAUAAAAUAUGGAUGCUGCAAAUAUUCCUCCACGAAAGGGUUUCAGAGCAAAGAAAACUCUUAAAGUAAGUGACCGCCAGCAGUGGGAAUCAUUGCUCCGAAGAAAACAUCACAUUGAGAUUGAACAGCCAUGUAAAGAAUGUAAUCAUCAGGGAAACAAUUUGCAGAGCAUGAAUGCUGGAAGUAUAGAUGGUGGUAAAUCUAAUGAACUCUUCAUUUCAAAACAUGAACAUAAUAAGCCUGCAGAAUCUGAACUAAACCAGAGUACAACGUUUAAUGAUAAUAUCAAAGUCAUUCAGACUAAGUUCAAAAUAUUGCCUGAUGUUUGCAGAACAGAAAAACGGCUUGAGAAUCAACGGUUAAAUAGUCAGAAAAGUUUUCAAAUCACUGGUCACCUAGAAACUAAAACGCAUCUUCAGAUGGAGCAUCAGAAUAUUAGCUUGCUGAAAAAGAUUAUAACUACAUCUUCAAAAACUAAUAAUCAAAACAAAACUGGUGCACAUAGUAGCGCUAUUCAUUCAUCAUAUUUUGUAUUAAAAGAGGACUUCAAUGGAGCUUCUAAAACCAAUUCUACCAACGCUCCAGAGCUGCUGGAUCAGAAAAAUAAUGUAAACUCCAUUAGUUUGGAUAAGACACAGAACGUUGAUCCAGUCUAUCGCAUUGUUGAUGUUGAAAAUCUUAAAUAUAUUUCUUCAAUCUCCAAUGAUAGAACCAGUAAACUGAAGAAAUUAAAGCUUUCGCUUGUUCCUAUGGUAGAAAAUUUGUCCACUGAAUCGGAGGAGAACAUAAUGUAUAAUAUGCAGUUGUCAGCAUUACCUGUUACUCAAAAACUAAAAUACAAAUUUAAUGAAAGUUUACGUUCUGAAAGUCUAAGUUCCAGUGUUCCAAAAUACAAUAAUGAAGAAAAAUCGGAUGAAUUCAAUAUUCACACGGAUGAUCAGGAUGAAAUUACAUGUACCCCAAUUAUACUAAAGGAGUUGAAAAGCCCUGAUCGACCUCGCAAAAAGAGGACACAUUCUAGUGAAAAAAAACAUAAGCGGAAGAAAAUCAGGACAUCACAUAAUGUGAACAGUGGCCAUCUCAACUUAAGUUUUGAUAAAAGUACAGAGACUACCAAGAAGAUAACCUGGGAUGAGAUGCAAAAGGUGCUUCACAGAAGGAUAGCCGCAGAACUUAGUAGUGAUAUUUUGGGCAAGAAAGUUGAAGAGUUAACAAGACGAAUUGAAAAUAUUGACUGCACGCAAAAGCAUGAAGAACUGGCGCAAAGUAUUCAAACGAGAAUAAAUAAUUUGGAAAAAAAAGUAACAACUGUUUUACAGACUAUAAAUAGACCAUCGGCCAGGAGGAAACCAGAGGAGCCUAAAAUGCCUCCUGUACCACAUUAUCCAACUUCUGCAGCAGAUCUGAAAAAUGCGGAGCCCACAACAUGUGUAAACUACAUGGAUUUGUCUGCAGUUCCGUCAGACCAGAAAUUACAGCUUUUGCCUCAUGAGAAAACUUCUGAUUCUACUAACUAUGAAUUGAACUUGCAACAACUUAAAAGAAAAAUGCCCAAUGAUGCAAAGAUUACAAAGAAUAUUCCAUUACCAAAGAAUUUGGACACUGUAACUCCAGCAAGUACACACUGCAGUGGUGUGGCUUCAAAAACCGUACAAUGGUAUAUGGUGUCUCCAAACACACAAAUUUGGCAAUCUGAUAGCAACCACCAACAAAUGCAGGAGAGUAUUCUGACAAGUAAUAAAAUGAUAAUUGACCUUACAAAAGGUGAUGAAUGGUGCCUUAACAAUCAAAGUAGGAAAGAAGGAAUUGGCCAUUGAUGAUAAUGCCAGGAUUUAAUUAUUGUCUGAAUAAGAAAACCCAUCAGCAACCUAGAUGCAGUAUUUCAAAAUACAAAUGCAUAUCCAGCUCAGUCAACCUUGUAAAGUUCUCUGUAUGAGUAGCUGCUGCCUAAGACCAAAUGUUGUCCCACACAAAUAGUAGAAUCAUCCUAGAUUCUUUCAUCGUUAUCCUUUUGAUAGCUACUACUCUAUUAACGAAAGAAUAGAAUGAGUCCAUAGGAGCCCUCAAACCUGAUUCUAAAUCUAUGAAUUCUUAUGAUACGAAGUCAUCUAUUGGUGUGACUUGGAUAGUCAACUCAAAACAUCACUUAUCCAUGUCUUCCAGAGAUGCUGCCUGACUUGCUGAGUUACUCUUUGCGUUUUAUGCAAUAUUCUAGUUUCCGCAGUCUUUGUGUUUGCUCUCUAACGUCAUAUAUUACUCUCCUUCAAUUGAUAAACUGUGCGGGAGAGGUAGUGGUAUAAGCAAUGGCACAGAAUGUACUUUGGACAGAAGAUCUCACCAAGUACCAGCAGGUAGUUCAGCAGCACCUAACUGGCCAAGUUCCAAAGAAAAAAUGCUGUGUCUGGCAGUAUGAAAGAACACGUUAAAUAGGAUACAAAAUGGCCACCACACCAACUUUGUAGAAACAAAUUUCUAUCUACAUGCAGCAUCUUUUGAAUUGUACAGCACCUUAAUUGUGUUGAAUUAAUUUUUCAGUACCGAAACAAGCAUCUCGCAGCUGAACACAGAAAAAUAAUAUUGUAUUCCAUCACCAUUGGUAAUGUCUUAAUCUGUCAUAUCUCUCACUCUGCCAAUAGCAUUGAACCAUAGAACGUCUUUCUUCAAGAGCGCACCUGGAACUGAGACAGCCACAUUUAAAAACAUAAGGUGCCCACCUGUAAGCUCAUGCUGAACAGUGGAGGCAAAACUAAGGAAUCACACAAGCAAUGAGUCGGAUUGCAGUAUACUGCCACAUCCAUCACAAUGAUGGUGAACAACGAAAUAGCUAAUAAGAAGAGGAUGCUGCAAAAACUCCCCCAUCUUAACAAUGGGAAUCAACCAGUUGAGUGCAUAACACACCAUAGAAGCUUUUUCAAGCAUCUUAAGACAAAUUGAUGAGCGAAUGAUUGUGAAAUUGAUAGUUCCUGAGAGCAUUGCAGAAACUAAUUCCAUUCACUCCCUGAGAUAUCAAAAAGUUGUUGAUGGCAUUAAAUACCGAAAAGGCAAUUGUAAUACUUAAUUCUUGAUUCCAGAGCCGAAUAUGUUUCUAUCAAUGGUAUUCUGGUAAAGUUACAAUGACGGCAUAUGAAAAAUUACUGAGAUUAAACCUGUCCACAAAAAAGUGGUCCAAUCCAAAGUUAAUCACUCUUGUUUUCAGUGCUAUAGACACGUGAUUGUAGAAUCUUUAGACUAAUAAUGUGGUGACCAUGUUCUGGAAAUGACUGUUACCCUUUGUGCGGUUGAUUACUUCUCUCAAUUCGUAUAGUCCCAUUGAUUAGCAUAGCCAGCACUGAGGAAAGGACCCAUGAGAUGCAGAGUUAGUGAAAACUGCUCAUUUAUGCAGGAAAAACAUCAAACUGCAUUGAUCAGAUACAGUUGCAAUCUGAAUGAACUGCAAUGCUUCUUCCAGUAAAGUAUUAAUCCAUUGUGCAUCUUGAAAUAAUCAAUUGUUAUAAACUUAAAAUUAAUCUCAUUUAGGGAUUUCUCGAUAUUGAAUGAUUGUGGAAUUUAUGAGCUUGAAAUGCUAGCACCUUAAUUUACCUUCCUGCCCACAUUUCUCUGGCCACCCUGAACUAUGAUCAUAAUAAUGCUUCCAGUCAUGGAGUGUGGCCAAAAGUAACAUUACUGAUGCACCCCAUUCAUUGAGUCAACAAUUAUAUUCUAAACAAAAUAUUCAACUUUGGAAAGUUUAUGUGAGUUGUGCAGCUGCGCAGUCAUUUUUUCCAAUAUCAGCAGGAAAGCCAAAAAGACAGUGAAAGUCAAAGAUGCUGCAAAUCUGAAGUAAAAUCAUAAAAUGUAGGAAAUGCUCAGGCCAGGCCACUGUGGCAUGACAAAGUUAAUGUUUCAGGUCAAAGACUCUUCAGCCAGCUAGAAGAAAGGUCUUCCAUCUGAAAGGUUACCUUUGUUUGUCCUCCCACAGUUGUGGCUUAACCUGGGUAUUUGCAGAAUUUUCUAGUUUUAUUUAGAAAACCAACAAGCCAGCACAAUAUGCUCCUAAUUGUACUAAAACUGCUUCAUGGUAGUCAUGGAAGCUCCAUCUUGUGUCAGAAAUGAGUGCUGCACAAACUGACAGUAGUCCAUGCACCCGAACACCAUCAAACCAAUAUACACUAAAAUGCAUCAUGCGUGGAAGUGCCAGUUUCUUUUAACAUUUGGUAAAUCGCACCUGGAAAUAUCUCCAGUGUAAUCUAUUCUUACAAUGCAUCCCAAGGUCUAGGUUAGUACCAUAUAUUCUACUUAAAAGAGUUUACAUUUUGCACAGUGGAUUUUUGUUGGAACCUCGUAAGAAAUAAAUUGUCAGGAUAUGUUUUUUACAGAAAUUUGGAUAACAAUAUAAUCUGGCUGCCCUAUCUUUUGUCAUUGUCAAUCAGACUGAAUAAUCUGACUAAUAUGUAACCAAAGAAGGUGCAUAUUUUCUGUGAUUAGAUCUUGUUAUCACCCCUGUGGUCUAUUGGAAACGUAAGCUAAAUCUUGGAUAAAAAUGCAUUACUUCUAUCCCACUAAUUUGUAACAUGAAAAGUCUUAGAGAGUCAUUUGAUUUGUUGUGCCUGUAACUUUUCUGAAAGCACUGACAUUUGUAUAGGGUCAUAGAGAUUGAGCACAGACCAGCCCUUUCAGCCCACUGUCUCGACUGACCAUCAUAAGUCAUAGGAGCAGAAUUAGGCCAUUGAGUCGAUUCUGCUAUUCAAUCAUGGCUGAUCUAUCAACCACCAAUUAGUCCAAAUUCUUAUUCCCUUUCCCAUAAUCAUGCAUGUUUUUCUUUUGAAAUAGCUGUCCAUGAAUCUGAUUACACAUUGCUACUAGCAUUUGCAUUCCAGAUCAUAAUACAGCUCUCAUCUUGCCCUAACUAUCUUCGAAUUCAGAGGUUGAACGGAGAUAGCAGUUACUAUAUACAUCAAUUUGCUACUUGCAGAUAUCUUGGAUAUGUAAGUUUAAUCAGACACAAAUAUUAAUACAUCCUGUGUUCAUAGUUCACAGCAUUUGUUGCACCUAAAGAAAUUAAAGGCUUUGAAAUUGAGAGGCAUUGGUCAUGAUACUCCAUAGAGAUUGUUCUGGUGGUAAACUAGAAAUUUCGCAAAGUUUAAAGGGAAUGGUGUUAUGUAAAGUCAGAUGGGAAACCCAUGUGAUGUGAUCAUCUUUUCAGCUGAAAACUAUUAAGGUGAUGAAUGUUUUAACAAAUGGGAAAAUACUAUAAAUGAGCAGUGCAUAUUUACUGUUCCACUGUUUCAAAGAUGAAAUGUGAUUAGAUGACUGGAACAUUUGUGAAUUCCCAAGAGCUAACAAUUUCACUUAAUUCUAUAUUUGUGUAGAUUCUUGUAGUUCCUACACCACUGCGUAAGAUGAUUUUAACAUCAAAUCAACCUUCUGAAGCUGAUAAUAGAAACUCUCCCCAGAAGCCAGUAUUAAACAGGAAUUCCUCUCUUGGAAUGUUACAGAUGUUGGUUAGACCUGUACUGUUGCACGCCAUUAAGAGGUGUAUGCAUACCUCAAAUACCCUAUUUUAAAGUGCCCAUCACACUGGAAAAUAAUUGAAGAGACAUAAACACAUCCUCUUCCAAUAGCUUGCACUUUGAUUCAUUUUGUACUUGAAAUGAAUGUUCAUAUCUUUUUACCAGUUAGAGAAAGAUAUAUCACCAUUUUGUCCCUUUUUCCAAAUCGCAAGCUAUUUGUAUCAUAAAAACUAUGGACUAUGCAGAGGAAAUGUCUAUCAAUGGACUUUCAUUGUUGUAUUGAUUAUUCAAAAUAAAAAGCAGUAACUUUAAUUUACUCUGAAUUGUUCUUGAUAUAUUAACUACUAAACAAAGCUGGGUCUAAUUCUAAGUCCAAAUUCGUUAAAUGCAAGUGUGUUUAGAUAUUUGCCAAGGUGGUGUUUAUUUUUCACCAAAACUAUAUUUGGGUUCAAAUCUGAACAUCAUUUUUUUUACAAGUUUUCUUUCCCACUAAACUUGAAAUAUAGUCAAUUUUUAGUUGAAUGUUAUUGCAAUCAAAUCACUUUCCCAAGUUAUGUGUACAUUAAAAUAUCAGAUACCAAAAUGCUACCCAUUUAAAGUUAUUACUUUAUACACCUUAGUUUACUCAGGAAUCAAGAAUUAAACCUCUACCAAGAUUUUGUUUUAAUCCCCCUUUCCCUUGCACCAUCUGUAACCACGAGCAUCGACCAAAAGCUUCCAGGUCCUCUAGCAUUGAUCAUGAAACAUGGGAAUGGUCCAGGUAUUUAUUAUGCUACCUUUUCCAAAUGUUUCCAGUCAAAUAUUGAGAAAUCCUAUUGGUUGCAUCUCCAUCAUUUACAUAUGGAUAAUUGUUACCUUGCAGUUAGUUGCCCAUUCCAUUAAUUGUGCAAUUUGGUAAUGUUUUCUUGGUACCCAAGGAACAUUUGGAACUUGAAAGCUGGGAAGCCUUAAACCCAUCAGUGGAUUUUUUUUUAAAUAAUAACAUUCUAUAUUUAUAAUUUAUAAUAUACAAUAAAAUAAUUGGGAAGAAUGUAAGGCAUAAAAAUAAUUGGCACCUGAAAAUUCAAGACAUUGGCAAGGGAACAAAUUAGUUUUUACUUGUACUUCGUUAGAUAUUGACGAAAUCCAAUCUGAACAUUGAUGCAUAAUCUAAAUGAGCAUCUGUAGAUUAUAAAAUACCAAUUUCGUCAAAGAGGUCAUGAAAAUAAAUUUCUUAAUUUUGAUGCAUAAAUUUUGUAUCCAAUUUCAAAAGGUAGGGAAAAUAAUGACUAAAUAGCAUGUGGUCUUUUUUUGAUAUUUUUAUUGUAGCUUCAAUUUGCAGAAAGUUAGAAACUAAAUCGCUUUAGCAAGCAGCUUAAUUUUAUAAAUAUAAUAAUCAAGUAUGUAGCUCACCCUAUGGCCACUGACAUAAUAUUUUGCACUUAUGCAAAAAUUGAGAUAUGAGCAAAGAUAUCAUGAAGCCCAUGUGAAGUAUUGACCAGUUCAGAAGUUAGUGUUGCAACAGACCCCAAGAUUGAAACUGUUUUCUACAUCUUAAAGUGCCUAUUAUGCAUUUACUAUUUUUGAAAGGAGAUCUAUGAAAAUACCUGUGAAAUUAAUGGUGAUAAUGUACAAUGAGAAUCUUUAAUUUGCCUUUCACAUAACAAUCUAGUAAGGUUGAAUGUUAAUCUGAAGGAUGUAAUGGUGAUUUGUAACAAUACAUUUAGUAGUUUGUUAGAAAAUAAUUGCAUGAAAUAUGACUUGGCUGCAUAAUACAAGUUGGUGGAUGUUUCCAUUUAUUUUGCAAAAAUAAUAUAAUUCUCUUUGUCAAACUAUUAACCCAAUUUGUACUUUGCAACCUUGCACAAAAAUGCAAGGGGAUAGGGAAAAUAUUCCAUGCAACUGUUCAAAAGCAAGUGGUUAUUUGUGGCUUCACAAUUCAAAUCGUAUGAGCUUUUAACAAUUGCUCCUGCUAUGUAUGAUGAUAUUGCUAACUAGCUACUCAACAAGCAAAUAGUAAAGUGUCUAACCAAAUACCUGAUUGUGUUAAACUAGUCAUACUGUUUAUUAUCAAUAGUGCUAUGUUCAUUCAGAGACCAAGAUUAGAAUGUUUAAGCUUGUCUGUGCUUUGGAGCACAUUCGCAAAUUGCAGGAUGGUUUAAUAGUUCAUAGUUGUAAAUUAAUUACUUUGUACAAAUGUACAUGU
This is a messenger RNA of Leucoraja erinaceus (little skate), 7972 nucleotides long. Its product is annotated as activating transcription factor 7-interacting protein 1-like. The transcript has 10 exons. The coding region runs from base 307 to 2115 and encodes 602 amino acids. NCBI's taxonomy places the organism in Eukaryota, Metazoa, Chordata, Chondrichthyes, Rajiformes, Rajidae. The record is from RefSeq and is a predicted model, not a curated record.